CGGGCUCUAGCCAACAUGGUGGAGAAGAAGCCGUCGGUGCGCUCCCAAGCCCCCGGGCAGCGGCGGGUUUUGGACCGGGCCACGCGGCAGCGGCGGAUGACCCGCCAGCUCGAGGCCUUGGAGAACGACAACUUCCAAGACGACCCUCACGCCGGGCUGCUGCAGCUGCAGCUGGGGAAGCGGCUGCCCCAGUUCCACGACGACGCCGAUACUGGGAAGAAGAAGAAGAAAACCCGGGGUGACCACUUCAAGCUUCGCUUCCGGAAGAACUUCCAGGCUCUGCUGGAGGAGCAGAACCUGAGCACGGCGGAGGGCCCCAACUACGUGACGGCGUGUGCGGCCCCGUCGUCGCGGCCCCAGAGGCCGUUCUGCGCCGUGUGUGGCUUCCCCUCCCCCUACACCUGUGUGUCCUGCGGUGCCCGCUACUGCACCGUGCGCUGCCUGGGCACCCACCACGAGACCCGGUGCCUGAAGUGGACGGUCUGAGCGGAGGCGCUGGGAACUAAAACACUCUCCCUGCCCAUCCCUUUCGGAAGGGGUGAGCUCGGGGCUGCACAAGCCCCCCGCCUCCUGUCCCCCACCCCGCCGUACGUCCAAUAAAACUGGGCUCCGAGGAGCUGGAA
This is a messenger RNA of Tachyglossus aculeatus (Australian echidna), 623 nucleotides long. RefSeq names its product zinc finger HIT-type containing 1 (gene ZNHIT1). Gene Ontology annotation, cellular component: Swr1 complex. Gene Ontology annotation, molecular function: nucleosome binding. The transcript has 5 exons. Gene Ontology annotation, biological process: chromatin remodeling. The coding region runs from base 16 to 486 and encodes 156 amino acids. The record is from RefSeq and is a predicted model, not a curated record. Lineage: Eukaryota; Metazoa; Chordata; Mammalia; Monotremata; Tachyglossidae.